Messenger RNA from Homarus americanus (American lobster), 5239 nucleotides. Its product is annotated as protein spire-like. Gene Ontology annotation, biological process: actin filament polymerization; intracellular transport; cleavage furrow formation. The record is from RefSeq and is a predicted model, not a curated record. Gene Ontology annotation, cellular component: cell cortex; cytoplasmic vesicle membrane. Lineage: Eukaryota; Metazoa; Arthropoda; Malacostraca; Decapoda; Nephropidae. Gene Ontology annotation, molecular function: actin binding. Bases 48 to 1307 code for a protein of 419 amino acids. The transcript has 8 exons.
CUAAUGUGUUUUGUUAUCAUCCAGUGGUGGAGACGUCUCGGUCACCAAUGGUACUAGACCCAACACCUAAGCCGCAGCGGAAACUUAUCCAAGCACCCAGGUUUAAUAUUUCAGCCGAGGAUGAGGAAGAAGAUGAUUUAAGCGACAUUCCUCCAUCUAGCCCACGUCUGGGUCAUAUGUCAGUAGUAGGCACAGGAGCACCUCGUAGUCCUGACUCACAGACCCCAACAUCAACCCCCACUUCCCCCUGGUCACGGAUGGCAUUUGACCUGGCAAAAUAUGGCAACACGGGGACUCCGGAACGUCGUCAUUCUAUAACCUUGUGUGAAACGCCCUCACUGACCCACCAGUCCUCCAUCACCUCCAUCACCCCACCUUCCUCUCUGCCACAGUCAAGAAACCCUUCUGCUCCAAACUCUCCAGCACACCAAGACUUUGUCGCAUCUGCAUCUCAGACACAACGCGAAUUUUUGUCCUCUGCUCAUUUCUCUUCACGGUUGGACUGUCUGGCGCUCACCCUGGAGGAGGUGGUCCACAUCCGUAAUGUCCUGACCAAAGCUGACCUGGAGGCUCUUCCUCUUGACUUGACCAUCAAGGAGGACAUGGCCAGGGGCAAAAUAUGUUUCCUCUGCAUGAAGACCAGAUUUGGUUUCUUUGGCCCGCGAGGCACCAACUGUAGACUGUGUAAGAGGACAGUGUGUAAAAAGUGUAUCUCAAAGAUGCGCAUCCCAACAGAGCAUUUCUCUAAUAUCCCGGUCCAGAUGUUAACUCCUCAGGCAUUGUCUCCACGAGAGGAUGAAGAUGACAGUGUAUCACUACCACGCUCUAUUCUCUCAAGACUCACGUUUAACAUCUCAGAACACAUCGUUAAGCGUAUUCAGGUAACAGAGCAUGAAGAGCGCACAGGAAGUGAACGCAUCCUGUCUCAGGAUUUGCCCCUACCUGGAAGUAUCAGUGGGGCAGAAAGUGGAGAACGGCGCAGUAGUGUAAGUGGCAGUGUGGGGUCCGCACCAUCUUCUCCCAUGCUGUCCCGAGCAGCAGAGGGCCCAGCAUCCUUGCCUGCUCAACCACCAGCACCUUAUGUUAAUGAAGCUAUCAAAAAGAAGCAGAAGCAGCGUUCCCGGACAACACAAGUUGAGGAGCAUCUGCGUGGAGAGUUGAUGUCUGUGUGUGGAGACUGUAAAGCCAUGGUGCUGCACAUUCUGGCAUCUAUUAAAGUGCGGCGAGAACAACAGAUGAGUGGUUCUGCUCUGCACGAAUCUCCUCGCCAUCAUCUGCAUCUCAACCUUACCCCGGUGUACCACUAAGAGGCUUUGUAACCCUUGGUGACAAAAAUUCUCUUCCUGUAGUCCUUGUGGUACUACUGACAUCAAAAUUUUAGAGAUCCCUGAGGGUUUUUGGCAUCCCUUAAUUGGAAAUGUUCUCCAUAUGUGCUUGGUACUGAGCCAUGAUCUUCUAUGUCUAAUAGUUUGACUGUGGCUGUAUCCUUAACUAGUCUUAUUAUGGAGGCUCGGCAUAUCAUUAAUUACCCCAAACAUCCUACCUGCAGGACUGUAUGUAUGUUAUUGUUUUAUCAUUCAACUACUGUUCAGUACCCAUUAAGAGACAUUACUACUUCCUGUAUACAAGAUUAUAGAGCUUGCUGAUGUUCUCUCUUUCGAUUCAAGUUCUAUUUACUCCAUUACUUUCCAACUAUAUUAACUUAAUGUGACCAUUCUCUGUAACUCUAAUUGCUGUUUCUAAAUAUCUUCCCUCAUUACACAGUUACCUAAUAUGUCUAGUUAACCUCUCCUGUAUUUUUAAAUUAGUUCAAGUGAAAUUUUUUUUAAAUAUAUGUAUUCAUACACUUCUUUUUCCUGUGCUCACAAUUAAACAAAAUAGUAUGGAUAUAUGUUGAAAUGCCAUACUAUUUGACAAUAAUACUGUAGUGUACAGUAUGUGAUUGUCAGAAGACUAGGCAUUGAUGUGUACUGUGUAAUGUAACAGUCACUUAUUCCAGAAAAGCAUUUCAUAAGAUCACUUUGAAUAAGACGGUAAAAUGGUAUAUUUUUUUUCUUCUUCUUUUCUAAGAAUGGAUCUUUGAACAGUGGAAUGAACCAUGGCUGGGGUUAUGUCAUGGUGUGAUGUAGCCUCUCAUAUGUAUGUUACUGAACAAUGGCUAAAGGAGCACAUAUUGAAGGAAAUAUUGAUACUUUUUAUAUAUUUUACUUAGAAUUUCUUUGGGUACCUAACAGAAAGGGGCAUAUUUAGUGAGGAAAUUAUUCGUUUUGUGAAGUUUACUCAUAUCUAGAGCAUACCAAUAUAUAUUAGACAUAUUACUUUAGCAAAUGGAGUUGUGAACACAUAGCAAAUACAUAUUGUCAUUUUGGAUGAAUCCAGGGCUUUUGGAGUUCAUCCACAAAUUAAGGAAAGAAAUUAAUUAGUACUGUAUACUGUAUAUUAAUAGAAUAUUUUAGUGUAUAGUAUUGUAAAUCCAUUUGGUACAAUUACUUGUGAUGAAUCCAAAGCUCUGCAUUUGCAUUAUUAAUAACCCCAGAACAUUAUAUCAGUUAUGCAAUGUGUUUUCUCUAAUAUAAUGUUAGUUGUGUUAAAGUAAAGAUGACUUUGGAGGUAUGUUGUGAUUGUGGAAAUUAUGGUUGAUUUUUUUUUAUUUGACAUUACAAUAUAUUCCUUUUGUCUUAAUGUAAUACAGUAUAACACUAUUCACAGUGGAUAUUUCCUAUUAAUUUUAAUUGAUUUACUCUGUGAAUUAGUGAUUUAAUAUAAAUCCUAAUUAAUAGGGCUAGACGAGAUAGUGAGGAUGAGUGUGGGAGGGCAGGUCGGGUUGUCCUCCAUGUGUACAGUAAUACAGUAGUUAUUAUUGACUUCAUAUUGAAGUCAAGACAUGCCAUAAUUACUCUAUCUACAUUCAUGGUAUAUAUGGGAAAUUGAACUUAAAACCAAUACAAGGUAAUGUAAAUGUUAUAGAACUCCAAAGCAUAUUUUUUCUUGAGAUAUAACCAAUUACAUUCCAAAUUACAGUUGUUGUUAAUGAGAGAUAACUGACCAGAGUAAGUCUUAGUAUUAAAUUAACAAAGCCACGUCAGAAAGUUCAAUGUUUUGUAUGUAAUAAAGAUAGUUUCCCUUUAAUCUGCCAUGUAAACCUCUAAUUUGGUUUAAUUCCCCCCUUUUUUUGUACAUAGUAUAUAUACAUAUAUAUUUUUGUCUUGUAAAUAUAUUCCUUAAUAUUUUGUUAUUAGAUAAAGAAUCCUUUAGAAGUACAUGCAAUUAGGGUUUGUAUCUUCAUUCUCCAGUGAUUUAUCUCUAAAAUCUAAUUAUUGUAUGAUUUGUGGCUUGAUGCUUCAUGUGAACCCUUCUCUAGAGGUGUUUUAGAAGAUAACAGUUUGAAAUAUUUGAGCCUUUUGUCUUCUCUAUGUCUUAUCUUACAGACAUUGUUGCACAUUCCAUUAUUGUAAGUGUGUUUGCUUCUUUUUUGUUUUCUUCUGUGUUCUCAGGACUACUAGCUUUUGCUCUGAUUCAGUGUUACUGAAGAAGGCUUCAGAUAAGGACCAUGCUUGGUUCCCAUGUUACAUCCAUUGUCACAGCACAAAUUUAUUUUUGCAGGCAUAUCAUAUGUUUACUUUGCACUUUAGAUGUACAGUAUUACUGUAUAUCUGUAUUGCAAACAAUCCCACCUCCUUCAUUUCAAGCAAGCAUGUUAAAAUGUCUGAAUAAGUAUGUCUGUGUAUCCUACAGAUUAGACAAGUCAUAGGAAAAUAUACAAAACAGCAUGAAAAUUGCUAGCAACAAUUUACUCUUGAGGUAAGAGAAGUAAUACCAUAAUGCUAAUUUUUUAAUAACUGUCACUUGCUGAUUGCAUUUAAUAUUUUUGAAAUGUUAUACAUACCCAAUGUUUUUCCAGACAUGAUAGAGAAAGCUAUUUAAUUAGAUAUGAUUUAUUUAUUGUUAUAUAGUGAUGCAUAAUUAUGAAUAACAUGGAUGAUCACUAUGUAUUGAAUAUUGAUAUUUGAGCUUGGGAAUACUGCAUAAAAUCAUUGAGGGUGUGAUCAGGGGGGGGGGGGAGAUCCUAGUUGUACCUUUAAACUCAGUAGGGUUGAUAUGGUAUGGGGCAGAACUGAUUUCUGACAGCCAUGUCACCAUCCCAACCAAUAAAAUGUCACCACUAAAGUAAAGAAGAUUGUGUGUACAAAAUAAUAAGUAACGUUAAUAAACCUCUCUGACUUCUCUGUCUUGGUAUAUAAUAAAAAAAAUUUGGAUUACUGUGUUUAAGUUACCAAGGCAUGACAACAUUUUCAAGGGGGUUUAUUCAUCGUUCAAUGUCAUACAAUCACUUACACUGGGAAUUAAUUGAUAUUAUGUUACAAAUAAUUUCUGGCAAGUUUAAAGUUACCCGGUAAUGGUAAUUAUAAUGUCUGGAAUAAUUUCACUUCAUUUUCUCUGAUCAAAUGUACAUAUAUAAAACAAUGUAAUAUAAAACCAAAAUUUAAAUACUGUAUUGCAUUGUCAUCAAACAAUUACUGUAUACAGUAUGUGAGGUUCACCUCUCCACAACACCCACUGAAUGAUUACUGUACUUUUGUUUUGUUAAUUCACUUAUUCAUGUGAAGUUCUUUUUGAGUUAUGUUUUUUUUUUACUAAGAUAUACAAUACAGUACAUGGAAGAUGGUGGAUGUUAUACAGUACAGUUAACUGAUUGUAGGAAGAAAGAUUAACUGCACUGUGUUCAAAUUAGAUUAUCAUUUUUUAAACAACUUAUGGUAUAAUUUUAUAUUGUUUUAACUGCACGUAAAGGACCAUGCAGUAUCAGAUCUGUGGUCAUAAGGUUUUAGAUGCAAGUUAAUUUAAUGAACAUAUCAAACUGUUAUUUUAUUUAAAAUUUUCAUGUGUCCACCAGUUGUCUUUCAAUUAUAGAUUUUAGUAAUAAAUAAAUCUGAGGACACAUUGUGAGUUAGGAAUUGCUACCUAAAGUUUAUUGGUAUUUUUGGGGCUAAAUAACAGUAUUGUAAGGAAGUUAAACAGUUGUUAUGUCUGUCUAGAUACUGUAGAGGAGGAGUGAGAAUGAGAAACUCCUCAGUAGUCAGUUGGUCGUUGUUAUGUUGCUUUCUCAAUGUUCACUCUUUUUGUCUGUUCCAGAUUCCCAGGUUUAAGAUGUGUACAAAGAAUAUCAAGUGAAAAUAGUCAUUGUAAAUACAUAGAUUGGUUUGGAAUUAAGUAUAUUAAAUAAAGUGUUAUGUCAUCA